Eucalyptus grandis is the source of this 3007-nucleotide messenger RNA. RefSeq lists its product as uncharacterized. Bases 496 to 2682 code for a protein of 728 amino acids. The transcript is spliced from 2 exons. NCBI's taxonomy places the organism in Eukaryota, Viridiplantae, Streptophyta, Magnoliopsida, Myrtales, Myrtaceae. The record is from RefSeq and is a predicted model, not a curated record.
GACGACAGGACCGGUCGCUGAGCUCCCCUGCUGCCGAGCCACCGCCGCCCGAGCGACGCCCCUGCUCUGUCCGAGAUCUGCCCAGCCCAGCGCCGCACCUCCGUCGCGUCUCCGUGCCGAUCGUCCACCCCGCGAUCGCUGAGCUUCCCUCUGCCCGAGCCCGAGUCGAGCUGCUCCACCCUCUGCCCGACAAACUGCUCCUCUGUCACAGCCCGACGCCGCUCCUCAGCCGCGAACCGACGCUGCCACAGCCGCCGAGCUCUGCCUGCCGUUCACCCCCGCUUGCUCGUCCGACGCCCAGCAGAUCCGCUCCGAGCCUCCUCCGAGCGAAGCUGCCUGCUCCUCCACCCGUGCCUCUCCGACCAGCGACCCGACGCCUGCAGCGCACCAACCCCUUGGCGACCCAUCACCCCCGGCGAACCACCACGAGCUGCCUAGCCUCGUUUGGAAGAAAAAAGGAAAAUCAAAUUAGGUGAUUCUCUAGCCUCGAUCAACAUGUCAAUGCCAGCGCCCUACCCGGCGCCGGUCUGCUCGGUAGGGCACUCGGUGGAUACGCAGGACAGUCCCUCGCUCAGGCUUGUAACCAUCGAGGUGCUGCUGGUCCUCCUAGCUUGCUCUCUAACCUUUUUGGGGGUCUUUGGGGCGUUCAGGCGAUGUUGCACAAACCGCGCAUUCAUAAUGUUUGGGUUCGCAGCCUAUACCAUUUCAUCCACUGGGGUCGCAUACACUCUGGGUCUCAUCCAAGAUACUAAGUUUUGCAAAAAGUUAUUCCCCCUAGGGGCAGCUUUCUUGCUGAUAGUUCUUGGAGGCGCUGAUUCCUACACGGUACACAGCCUUGAGGAUGCCGAACGAUGGAGGUCAAUUAAUAUCCAGAUAAUCGGUACUUCUUUUCUAGCGAGUGAGGUCAUUGGUACCUUCACGCCCUCAUCGAACACACUGCAAUAUCUUCUACUUUUGGUGAUCGUGAAAGUCGACCAAAGAGUCCGAGCUUUGAUGUCAGCAAGCAAGGAUGUGAUGCAGAAGACCUAUAUUUCGUUAGCCGACUACAUGAAAACCGAGCACCAAAGCAGCGAUUUAAACCAAGUUGAUCCAUCUUCUCUGCGAGGUUACAAGUACUUGGUGAAGGAGACAAAAGAGAUAAAGGACCACUUGUGGUUCUUACCAGCAUAUUGGACGCGACGGCCACUGUUUUUUGAGGGCGAAGCCCCAGAAUAUCGAAUGUCAUUACGUAUGACGGAUGACGUUAUCACCGUUGAAAAGGUUUGGAAUUGCAGAGGGAGGCUUUUAAGCGCGAGAGGAGGAGACCCAGACGGCAAACUCAAGGAUCUUUGCCUCUCUUUUUCACUCUCCAAGCUUGUCUGUCUGAGAUUUGCCGGCUACUCGUUGCCCCGAGAAGCUCACGACAAGUUAUGGUCCCUGAUUCAUCAUAGCCUACAUUCUGAAGCGAAUGGUUACGAGCGAGUUUUUAGAGUAAUUGAGGUAGAACUUGCAUUUCUUUUCGAUCUAUUCUACACCAACUUCUCGGUUACUCCCAGUCCCCGUCGUAUAAUAUCGAAAGUACUGCAACUGGUCGGUUUGCUUGUUUUCUCUCAGGCUAUAAUAUCAAGUUACCAAAAAUAUCCAAUUGAAAGCACACGGUCAACUUAUGAUGAUGCUUUGGUAACCUUUUCUAUGAUGAUCGCGAUCCUUGGUAUCGAGAUUGUCCAAUUUAGCAUCAGGGUUUUCUCAGAAUGGGCCAAGGUAUCAUAUAUAUGUAUGUACGUUCGAAAUGAGUGGUGCCAAAGAAACAGAAUCGCAGAGAAGGUUAUCGAGAUAAUGUGUGGAAUUAAGCUCCGGAAACCAUGGGGAGGACAACUUCAGCAAUACUCGCUUCUGGAAAAAUGCAGCUAUCGUCCGCCAAAGUUGAUAUUUAAUAGAUUUACCGCGGAAUAUUUUGAUCAGGCAAAGGAUGGUCAGCGGGUAAUUGCUCCCACCAAAUUGUCCAAAGAGGUAAUGAAAGCAAUCGCACGGUCUCUAAUGAACAAUGGCACCCGCAACUUGGAGAAUGGGAGAGCUUCUUUGAGACGCAACAACAUGUUUGAUCAGCUCUCAUGGGCAUGCAAUCUCGAGUCAACUACUCGUGUUAUAAUGGUCUGGCACAUUGCGACCAGUAUCUACGAGUAUGAACAACGGAGGGCAGUACCUUCUCCUCUUGUUUCACAAGGACAAAGGGAGAACUUCAAUAUAGCAACUACGCUAUCGAAAUAUCUUGCUUAUUUGGUUGCUUUUGCCCCAAGACUACUACCCGAUCACCGUUACAAAUCUGAAUACAUAUUCAGUCGUGUUGUGAAAGAAGCUAGGGAAUUAUUUAAGGGAAGCUCAAUUUUGAUAGAUGAGAGGAUUCAAAAACUGAAGGCCCUUGACAAUGAACAAUACAGCAAAACAAUUGUGGGUCAAGGCACUCGGCUGGGAAGUCAACUUUCGAUUGAAGCAACAGAUGAUGAGCAUAUUUGGACGAUCUUGGCCGACUUCUGGGCAGAAAUGAUGUUGUAUGUGGCUCCUUCAAAAGAUGUCGGAGCUCACGCUAAGUACCUCUCCACAGGGGGUGAGUUUGUGACUCAUGUGUGGGUUUUGCUCUCUCACGCAGGCAUCAUGAGAAGUCCAGACGGUAGUGAGCAACAUGAUGAUCCGGAGAGGUACUGAACUUGUCCUUACAUUCGAUAUUACGCCUAAUCUACUAUUUUCAGUAUCGUGUAAGUCUCUGCUUGCGUAGCAGUCUCUCUAAACUUGUAUUGAUCCUUAGUCAGACAUUUGAAAAGGUCGCUGUUGUAUGACUAUGAUGCAAGGUCUUCUUUCCAGUAGUGUAAUUUCUGGGCUUGAUCCAUGUAAAACUCGAGCUUUAGUCGUUAUGUACUGCUUUUCUUUUUCUCUCCUUAGCGUACUGCUAGACUACUCUUUUAUGGUUGCAUGGGACAUGUUUUAUUUCUUCACAGACGGGAUCUGUACCGUCCGGUUAACGGCAUCAUAU